CUGUCCUGAGUGGCCCGCCCGCUCGCAGUCCCGGAUACCGCCGCAGUCAGAGCUUCCGUCUAGGGCCGGAAACGCGCGCCUGCCUCAUGACGUCAGGCUGUCUGCUUCGCGCCGCCCCCGGAGGCGGUUGUCUGCUCCCCGAGGCGUUUGCCGGGGUCGUUCUUCUGCCUUCUUCGAGGAGCCCGUGUCCCUCCAUCCUCGCGCUGCAGAUGUGAUCCACGGGUCUCUCCUAAACCCCGCAAAGGCUCCCGGACCUCUGCGUGUUAAAGACGAGCACGCACAUCACUGUGAGCGGCGGCGGCGGCGGCGCCCUGGACGGUUUAGGAUUUAAAUACUCUGAGCACCAUGACACUGAGACUUCUAGAAGACUGGUGCAGGGGGAUGGAUAUGAACCCUCGAAAAGCACUAUUGUUGGUUGCCGGCAUCCCUCCGACCUGCGGAGUGGCAGACAUAGAGGAGGCCCUGAAGGCUGGCCUUGCUCCCUUAGGGGAACACAGACUGCUUGGGAGGAUGUUCAGAAGGGAUGAGAACAAGAAUGUAGUUGGGCUUACAGUAGAGACUGGCAGUGCCCUAGUACCGAAGGAGAUACCUGCAAAAGGAGGUGUCUGGAGAGUGAUCUUUAAGCCUCCUGAUGCUGAUAGUGACUUUUUGUGCAGAUUAAAUGCGUUUUUGAAGGGAGAGGGCAUGACGAUGGGUGAAUUAACCAGAGUUCUUGGGAGUCGGAAUGACCCUCUCGGCCUAGACCAGGGCAUAAUCCCUGAAAUUCGAGCACCCAUGUUAGCACAGGCAUUAGAUGAGGCCCUUAAGCCCACCCUGCAGUAUCUGGGGUACAAGAAGCUGAGUGUGUUCUCAGGCAGGGAUCCUCCAGGACCAGGUGAAGAAGAAUUUGAAUCUUGGAUGUUUCAUACUUCCCAAGUAAUGAAAACAUGGCAGGUGUCAGAUGUAGAAAAAAGAAGGCGGUUGAUAGAGAGCCUUAGAGGUCCAGCAUUUGAAAUUAUUCGCGUCCUCAAGAUAAACAACCCCUUCAUUACAGUUGCAGAAUGCCUGAAGACGCUUGAAACAAUAUUUGGGAUUAUUGAUAAUCCCAGAGCAUUGCAGGUCAAAUACCUUACUACUUACCAGAAGAAUGAUGAAAAGCUGUCUGCCUAUGUUCUAAGGUUGGAGCCUUUAUUACAGAAACUGGUUCAGAAAGGAGCAAUUGAGAAAGAAGUUGUGAAUCAGGCUCGCAUUGCUGGAGCAGUCCACAAGUCAGUUCGAAGAGAGCUUGGACUGCCCCAGGGUAGCCCAGCCCCAGGCUUACUGCAGUUGCGGACACUGAUAAAAGAUAAGGAGGCUGCUGAAGAAGAGGUCCUCCUUCAGGCCGAAUUAGAAGGCUGUUUCACUUGACCCAAGACCCAAGGCUGUCAUGAGCAGAACAAGAUAGAAAAGCUCAUUGCAGUGAUCAGCCCAUCCACUCUUUAUGCUGCCAAAGUAACUCACCCUUUGUCGAGUUGUUUACCUACUGAAUGUCUCCCCAAUGUUUUUCUGAUAGAAAUGUCAUUCUACACUGAUUAUUAUUUAAAUCAAAAGACCAUUCUGAGGCUGGUGAGAUGGCUCAGUGGGGAAGAGCACUGACUACUCUUCCAAAGGUCCUGAGUUCAAAUUCCAGCA
Molecule: messenger RNA, 1650 nt
Organism: Mus pahari (shrew mouse)
Lineage: Eukaryota; Metazoa; Chordata; Mammalia; Rodentia; Muridae
Gene: Moap1
Product: modulator of apoptosis 1
Biological process (GO): regulation of apoptotic process
Source: RefSeq, a predicted model, not a curated record